GAAAAAACGUUGAGAUGUGCAUCUGGGGUGUUUAUGUGAACUCUCUUCCAGACCACUCUCCCCAGUCCCAAUAAAAAAUAAAUUAACAAAAGCUCUUUGUAAGAAGACAAUGCACACCGUCUACUCAGUACUACCCUAAAAAAUCACCCCUUCACUCCCCCACUCGCCCAGUUGCCCCAUCUUUCAUUCAUUCAUUUGCUCUCUCUCACCCUCCUGAGAAGGUUUUCCUUCCUCUCUUUCUUUCUACACCCAUCUAGAUUUCUGAGUUUCAACCAACUUUGUUCAAUCACCAUUAAUAUCUCCUUUCUGGGCUUUCUUGUCCCCCCACUCUUGCUGCAAUCAUGGCUCUCUUAGUUUUUCUAGCGCUUAUCUUGGCCAUGACUGGUCACUCUGCUGCAAAUUGGUGUAUCUGUAGGAGUGAUGUGAGUGACUCUGCCCUUCAGAAGACAUUAGAUUACGCUUGUGGAGCUGGAGCUGACUGCACGCCUAUCCUUCAAAAUGGGGCUUGCUACCAACCCAACACUGUAAAGGCCCAUUGUUCUUAUGCUGUGAACAGCUACUUCCAGAGGAAAAAUCAAGGACAAGGAACAUGUGAUUUUUCAGGCACAUCCAUGGUUACUACAACCGAUCCAAGCACUGCUAAUGGUUGUAUUUAUCCUCCAAACCCAAGCUCUGCAGGAACUAUUACAACUCCAACAGGCACAACGCCCUCCUCAACUACAACAACUACAACUCCAUCAACAACAACAACGCCUUCAUCAACUCUAACACCCACAACUGGAGUAAUAGGAGGGAUUGGCUCAGGUCUAGGCCCCUCUGGCAUCAACACAGACACCAGUGGUGCUGUUGCACUCAUCAAGAACUUCUCCCUUCUUUUAGCCGUUUGGUUUUCAGGCUUGCUUUUCUUGUGGGCUUGAGGCAGCAAAGCAAAGGAAGGAAGGUGGCUGAGGUGGUGCUGGACUGGUGGUGGUAGUGGUAAUGUGUAAUGGUGGAUGUGGGUAGGGUUUGGAAUUGAGGGAGAUGAUGAAGGUUGAUGUGUGGACAAGAUUUUGCCACCAUUUGCUGAUAGGCAGGCAAUGUGGUUUGUAGGGGAUGGGGGGGGGGGGGGGGAAUCAUCUAUAGUGUACAAUUUCCCACUAUGUUUUGUUGUUUUUUCCCAUUAGUGGAAAACAGGUAAAGCCUGGAUGGAUGGGUUUUGUAUUCCUUUUGAGUGGUUAUGUAGCUGCUGGUGAGAUAGGGACCUAAUUCACUACUCUCUUCCACUGCUUUUUAGAUUUUUGUUCUCUCCUCUCCUUUUUGUACAUGUCUAGAGACUGAGCAGCAGUAUUUUAUUUUAUUAUUAAUUUAAUGAGGAAUUUUGGUACCA
Molecule: messenger RNA, 1366 nt
Organism: Nelumbo nucifera (sacred lotus)
Lineage: Eukaryota; Viridiplantae; Streptophyta; Magnoliopsida; Proteales; Nelumbonaceae
Product: Carbohydrate-binding X8 domain superfamily protein
Source: RefSeq, a predicted model, not a curated record